AUGGUGAAUCCUUCUACCGAAGUCUUAAUAGCUUUGUCACCUGAGAGGACGUAUGCCACAUCUGGCGUCAAGGCCUUCACUCCUGAGGAGAGACAGUGCUAUUACAGUAAUGAGAUCUUUAGUACGAUAGCAGAGUUUCCAUUGGGUUCACUUGACUUACGAAUUAGAAUUACUAGAGAAAAGAUAAAGAAUAGCAAAGAAGAUCAGCAACCUUGCGACUUCCGGACAUGCAACUUUAAAGAUAUUGAUUGCAUACAAAAGGCUGUUAAGAAGCAUGAAUUCAUUAGUCGUAAUUGGAAUGAUAGUAAAUUGAAUCUUUUUAAAUGUUUGCCGGAAUGCGAACAUUAUGACUAUCCCUUGGAAGUUGCUUUGGGUAAACUAGCUGACAGUGUCUUCGUGAAUGGUCUUCCUUUUUUCGAAAACGUUAAUUUGAAGAAUCGCUCGCUUUUAAAUGUGUUUUUUCAACGAUUGGUAUCUAUUAGCUGCUUUGGUGGUCUUCUAAGUUUAAUGCUGGGCUUCACACUGAUAUCAGGAUUCGAUGUAAUAUUGUUUUUACGGUUCGGAUAG
Messenger RNA from Arctia plantaginis, 567 nucleotides. The record is from the annotation of a GenBank genome assembly. NCBI's taxonomy places the organism in Eukaryota, Metazoa, Arthropoda, Insecta, Lepidoptera, Erebidae.